Messenger RNA from Trichophyton verrucosum HKI 0517, 1272 nucleotides. RefSeq lists its product as uncharacterized. NCBI's taxonomy places the organism in Eukaryota, Fungi, Ascomycota, Eurotiomycetes, Onygenales, Arthrodermataceae. Gene Ontology annotation, biological process: mitochondrial outer membrane translocase complex assembly; protein insertion into mitochondrial outer membrane; establishment of mitochondrion localization. The record is from RefSeq and is a predicted model, not a curated record. Gene Ontology annotation, cellular component: SAM complex; ERMES complex. The annotation marks the transcript as partial. The transcript has a single exon.
UUUGCGACUGCCUACACGCUCGGGACGGUUGGCCUCAUAGAUGGCUCAGUUUCAUACCUAUUCAGCACCAUACCUCUCGACAAGACAACCAGUAGAAGCGCCUUGAUACCCCUGCGCAGCCUUGUCCCAGGCUACAGACAGAUAUAUCCCCCUGCUGUCCCGCUAGACCCUGGCUUGGAAUGGACCUUUGGGGAUAGCAACAAUAUUGGAGACGCAGAGGUAUCAGAGAGGAAGAGAAAAGCCACCCUUCUUCAUGCGACGCUACAUUUACCUCCUCCAACCACGUUAACGGCUCUUUUUCUACAUCGUCCUUCACCAACAACCAAGCUAUCAGUUGCAUUAUGGUCUACUCAGGCUACCAAUACAUCGAAAUCGGCACCUCCACAGGCAUCCUUGCUAACUCAAUUAUUCCACGACACCGGAAAAUACAGCACUGAAUUCCUAUUCAGUACAGACAACGCCCUAUUCGGAUUCCGAGGAUUAUGGAACUUUGGUCCUGAUCCAAGAGAGCAGCCGAGUGAUCGUCGCGAUACAAAAAACAAUGGCCAGCGGAAAAAGCCGUCUUGUUUGCAAUCAGUGGCACUCCUCUCUGCAGGCGGAGAGGCUUAUUAUUCACCAACUUCUAGUGUCAUUGGCCUUUCGACCGGUGUGCGCUUUACUACAUUGCCGGGUGCUUAUGACCUUCGGUCAGGACCGGGCACCUUACCUGCUGUAGGCAGUACUACUGGCAGCCAAAUCCCUUCCCCAAUCUCAACAUUUCCCUAUACGCUAACUCUAACGUUGACUCCAUUAACGGGCUCUUUGUCAACGACUUACUCGCUUCUCGCUUCCCCAAAUCUGGCCUUGAGUUCUCGUUUUGGAUUCAACGUGUAUAGCUGGGAAAGUGAAAUGGUUGCUGGAUGUGAAUUAUGGCGCAAUAAGAAGAAGAUAAAUUUGCAUCACUACAACCCCGACGGAAGCAUUGAUGAUCUGGCUUGGGCGAAGCGAAAGUUGGGUCUCCUGCCACCGUUAGAACCCACAGAUCAGUCGUCGUCGUCGUCAUCGCCUUCAGUUCCUUCUCUGUCUUCAGAAUCAGUCAUAAAACUUCGUGUUGAUCAGUCUCUAAAAGUACGGCUACUUUGGGAAGGCCGUAUAAAGGACUUGCUGGUCAGUGCCGGAGUUGCACUUGGGCCAACCACUCCACAUACCCCAUCGAUAUCGUGCUCGGGUGGGUCUUCGUCUAAAGGCUACGGAUGGACCGGUGUGGGUGUGUCCGUGUUAUACUCAUCAUGA